Molecule: messenger RNA, 3485 nt
Organism: Phycodurus eques (leafy seadragon)
Lineage: Eukaryota; Metazoa; Chordata; Actinopteri; Syngnathiformes; Syngnathidae
Gene: trpa1b
Product: transient receptor potential cation channel, subfamily A, member 1b
Exons: 27
Coding region: 1-3363 (1120 amino acids)
Biological process (GO): monoatomic ion transport; transmembrane transport
Cellular component (GO): membrane
Molecular function (GO): monoatomic ion channel activity; protein binding
Source: RefSeq, a predicted model, not a curated record
AUGAACUUUGGCAGGGAGGUGGCCCGGCAGACAAGUUGUUAUACUUACGUGAUAAAAGAUGAGGAUCCAGACCUGGCGCAUCUAAAUAUAUUUGAGUUGGCCGAGAAGGGUGACCAGGCUCUGCUGGAGAACCUGGUGAGCAAUAGCCCCGAGGUCCUAAGUGGGAAAGAUGAAUUCGGAGCCGGCCCCGUUCAUCACGCCGCCGCGGGGGGCCACGUCGCUCUCAUCCAGUACAUCAGCAGCGUGCUUGGCCCCGAGGCCCUGAACAGCUGCGACGAACGCGGCGAGGUGCCCCUCCACUGGGCCGUGGACAAGAACCGGGAGGAGAGCUGCAGUGUUCUGCUGGACCUGGGGGCCGACCCCAACGUCCUCAACGCGGCGGUGCUGUCACCCCUGCACCUGGCCAUCAGCCAGGGGCACAACAGGCUGGUGGAGCUGCUGCUCUCGUGCGGCACGGUGGACUACAACCAGCCCGGAGACCUUGGCAACACCCCGCUCAUGAUGGCCUGCUCGCUCAAUAACUGCGACGCUCUCAACUUGUUGAUAAAGCACGGAGCGCGUCUGUGCCAGCAGAACAAGCUGGGACACUUCGGGGUGCACGCGGCUGCAUUCGCGGGCGCAAAAAAGGCCUUGGAAAUCAUCCUGAAGGCCGGGGAGGAGCUGGGCUACUUGGGUGAAAACCACAUAAACUAUCUGGACAAAUCCAAUAGCACGCCUCUGCAUCUGGCCGUGCGGGGCGGCAACACAGACACCAUUCGAUUCUGCAUCGCCAAGGGGGCCAAAAUUGACCAGAAACAGCAUGACAAGUCGACGCCGCUGCACUUGGCGUGUACCCAGGGUGCCCUCGAGGUGGUCAAAAUGAUGCUGUGCUCUCACGGCCAAGUGGAGGACAUCAUUAACCUCAAGGAUGGCGCUCAUCAGACGCCGCUGCACAAGGCGACAAUAUUUGACCACGUGGACUUGGCCGACUACCUUAUAUCUUUGGGUGCGGAGGUCAACGCCGUGGACUGUAAGGGCAACCCGCCCUUGCUACUGGCAACUAGUUGCGGCGCGUGGAGAACCGUGGCACUGCUCCUGUCCAAAGGGGCCAAUGUAAACCUAAAGGACAUGCUUGGCUGCAACUUCCUUCACCAGGCCAUCUUGCAACCCAAGGGGCUGAAGAAUCUGCCGGAAGAUGUUCUGCAGCGUAGCAACGUGAAGGCGUUGCUGAGCUGCGAGGACAACGAGGGCUGUACACCGCUGCACUACGCGUGCCGACUGGGUAUCCACGACUCGGUGCGCAACAUGCUGGGCCUCUCGGGCCAGCUGGGCUUGGCGUGCAAGUCCAAGGACAAGAAGUCUGCCCUACACUUUGCCGCUCAGUACGGCCGUAUCAAUACGUGUCACCGACUGCUGGAGACCAUCACGGACUCCCGCUUGCUCAACGAAGGCGACGGGCGGGGCCUGACGCCGCUUCACUUGGCGUCAAGAGGGGGGCACACGCAGGUGGUGGGGCUACUGCUGCGUAAAGGGGCUCUUUUUCACAGCGAUUACAAGGGCUGGACCUGUCUGCAUCAUGCAGCCUCUGAGGGAUACACACAAACUAUGGACAUUCUGUUGUCGGCCAAUUUGAAACUGCUGGAUAAAACAGAUGAAGAUGGGAACAGCGCCCUCCACAUGGCAGCGAGGAUGGGCCACGUGGCGGCGGCCAUGCUCAUGGUGAACCGAGGGGCGGAGUUCGUGUUGAACAAGAGCGACACGUCAUUCCUACACGAAGCGCUGCAGAACGGGAAGCACGCUGUGGUCAACGCCGUCAUUGACAGCGAGAGGUGCGCGGAGGCGUUGACCACGUUUGAAGUCGGUGGAUCCCAGCGAUGCCCCAUCACGGACAUGAUUGAAUACCUGCCAGAGACCUACAAGCACCUGUUGGACUGCAGCGUGAGGGAGUCGGAGGAUGAUCACAACUGCCCUGCCUACCACAUUGAAUACGAUUUCAGGUGGCUGCAAGCUCCCCUCGAAAUGCAGAAGAAAGGGGAUAAGUCGACCCGGGUUCAGCCGCUAGCCGCGCUCAAUGCGAUGGUGAAAUACAACCGCCUCGGGCUUCUCAACCAUCCCAUCUGCAAAAAGUACCUGUCCAUGAAGUGGGUGGCGUACGGGAGCAAGGCGCAUAUUCUCAACAUGUUCAUGUACCUGCUGGGCCUGCUGCCGCUGACUCACCUCAUUGUGGCCCUGAGGCCCACCAUGAACAUCACGGAAACGGGCGAGCACAAGAUCCCCAUGGUCCCCGUAUCGUUCGCGGAGCAAAGUGUGUUCCUGUCCUUCUGUAUGGUGAUGGUCCUGGUCAUGAGCGUCUACUCCAUAGUGAAAGAAGUGCUACAGAUGAUACAACAGCGUUGGAACUACUUAAAAGAUUAUUCCAACCAAGCCGACUGGUUCUCGGCCGUCACCUCGCUUCUCUUUAUCAUCCCACUCAUGCUCAAUGCGUCGGGCUCGUGGUAUUGGCAAGCGGGAGCGAUGGCGGUCCUCAACUCCUGGUUCGGAUUCCUCCUGUAUCUCCAGAGGUUCGAGGGGAUCGGCAUCUAUGUGGUGAUGUUUGGGGAGAUCUGCAGGACGCUCUACCGCAUCGUGCUGCUGUUCUUCUUCCUCCUGCUGGCGUUUGCGUUGACGUUCCACGCUCUGCUGCUCAACCAGAGAGAGUUCGAAAACGUGCCACUGUCCAUGAUGCAAACAUUUGUGAUGAUGGUGGGCGAACUCAAUUACCAGAACAACUUCCUGAACGCGUAUCUGAAAGGCGAGCUUCCGUUCAGCGAGUUGACAUGCCUCACUUUCGUCUCCUUUGUUCUCAUCAUGCCCAUUGUUCUCGUAAACUUGCUGAUUGGUUUAGCAGUCGGAGACAUCGCAGAAGUGCAAAGAAAUGCUGCCAUGAAAAGAAUAGCCAUGCAGAUUGAUCUCCACACCGCCCUGGAAGACAAGCUGCCCUACUGGUUCAUCAAAAGAGCAGACAAACCCUCUGUCGUCAUCUACCCUAACCGCAAGUGCUCCAAGCACUUCCUCCUGCAGAUAUUUGGAGACAGGAUGACGGCCAACGACGAGUGGAAGCGAACGCUGGUGGCUUCGCAAAGCUGCUCCACGCUGGAAGUUGAGCUCAAAAAGCAGAAGUGCAGGCUGAAGGAGAUGGCCAGCGUGCUGGAGAAUCAGCACAACCUCCUCAAGCUCAUCAUCCAGAAGAUGGACAUUACCUCCGAGGCGGACGAGUACGACGGUCCGCUCAACGUUCGAGGCGCCACGUGGAAGCGAGUGUGCCUGCCCAAGCGCACCAUCAGCAGCACCGGCGUGUCCCGCUGGGUGCCGCUCAUGAAGGCCAUCGAGUCCAAGCGCAAAUGAGGCAGACAUAUUUCGAAAAGUAUAACACUCAGUAGGAACCAAAACUCAAUCCAUGUUGCCUUAUGUUGCUUAGCAGGUUUACAAUAGGAUGAAUUUUUCUCAAGCUGCUGCUGCUGCGCCUG